AUAUAUGCUUCAAACUACUACAUUUUAUAUGUUGCAGAAAGCCAAUAGUUCCAGUCAUAGUCACCCUUUGUUUAGUUUGAAUUACUGAAAGAUAUUUUAACGAAAGUUCUUUGAACUUUCUUGAGUUUCUUCCUUUUAUCUCUGCUACCAAGAGUUUUGUCCCGAGAUAGAUAUAAGAAGUUCCUAAUUUUGUGCAAAUCAAACCUGACCUUGAAGUCUGAUCAGAUCAGCAUAAUCUCUCGUGUUCGAUCUCUCUUCCGACAUACUGCUCUGCUUUGUUUCUCCUAACUUGUUUAAGUUGUUUCCUAAGAACUUGUCACCAUUUUCAAAUUAAUUCGAAUCUGGAGAGUUUUGGGGACCAAAAAGCGUGCUUUGACUUGUAGAUCUGCGCAUUUUGCAAUAUGGCUUCCUCUUCUGUCAUCCCCCCAAAAGAAAAGUAUGAUGUCUUUCUUAGUUUCAGAGGCAAGGACACUCGCAAGACUUUUACCAGUCAUCUUCAUGCCGCUUUGAUACGGACGAAAGUGGAAACCUACAUUGAUUCCAGACUUGAGAGAGGAGACGAAGUUGGACCCGCCCUUCUAAAAGCUAUCAAGGAAUCAAAGAUUUCUGUGAUCAUUUUUUCAAACGACUAUGCUUCUUCCACAUGGUGCUUGGAUGAGCUUGCUUAUAUACUGGAAUGCAAGGAAACUCAUGGACAACAUGUUAUACCUAUUUUUUACGAGAUAGAUCCAUCACAUGUACGAUACCAGAUGGGGAGUUAUGAGACUGCAUUUGCUACACAUGAACAAAGGUUGAAGAACCAGGCGGACAAGGUGCCCAAGUGGAAGGAAGCUUUAGUAAAAGUAGCCAACCUAUCAGGGUUUGAUUCAACUUCAAAAACUGUUCGGCAUGAUUCCGAUUUAGUUGACCAAGUCGUCAGAGAUGUGUUGGCUAAAUUGAAUCGUGAAUCAUCAAGUGAUUCAACUGGUUUGAUUGGAGUUGAAAGCCGCAUUGAUAAAAUUUUAUUGGAAUUAGACAUUAUCCCAGAAGAUGUUCGUGUUCGCUCUUUAGUUAUCUGGGGUAUGGGUGGUAUUGGCAAGACCACACUUGCUGGUGCUGUAUUUCACCGGCUCUCUUCUCAAUUCGAAGCUCACUGUUUUCUUGCAAAUGUUAGGGAACGAUCAGGUACCAAAGGAUCAUUCUCUCCUGAACUGUAUGUUUUGCGAAAUGAACUUCUUGGAGAAUUACUAGGGGACAGGAGUUUAGCUAUCCAUACUCGAACUAUAGGUGCUGUUGACAAGGACAGGCUCCGCCGUGCAAAAGUCCUUGUUGUUCUUGACGACGUGAAUGAUUCAAGCCAACUAACAUUUUUAGCUGGAGAAGUUCCAUUUGGCCCAGGAAGUAGAAUAAUUAUAACAACUCGAGAUAUGCAACCAGUUAAGGAGACUCUACCAAUGAAGAAAGACCAUGAUGUUAAGAUAUUCAAGGCGGAGGAAUUAAAUGGUGUUGAGUCUCUUCAGCUCUUCCAUUCAAAUGCUGCCGCACAUUCUACAGAAAAUUCAGAAAUUUUAGAGCAGGUGGUAGAUCAUGCUGCAGGCAUUCCAUUAGCCCUUAACAUUUUGCGUUCACUAUUCCUUCGGUGCAAGAGCAAAGAAGAACAGGAACUGUUGUGGGAAAAAUUGAAAAAGUUUCCCAACAAAAAACUUCAGAAUGUGUACAGAGCAAGUUACGAUGGAUUAGAAGAGAAUGAGGGGGAGAUAUUCCUUGAUAUUGCAUGUUUUCACAAAAGGGAGAAACUUCGUGAUGCAAAAAGAAUCUUAGCUGCCUGUGGUUUAUUUCCGGAUGAUGGAAUUGAAAUUCUCAUAGAUAUGUCUCUCAUAUCAAUUAAAGACAACUGCAUAUGGAUGCACGAUGUGAUCCAAGAAAUGGGCUGGAAGAUUGUCCGCGAAGAAAGUACUGAAAAGCUUGGAAAGCGGAGUAGGUUGCACAAUGGUGAGGAUGUCUGUCACAUAUUGAAAAGGAAUACGGGAACUGCAAAAAUACAAAGCAUUUCCAGCAGAAAUUGUAUUAACAAGCUAACGUUGGACCCUCAAGCUUUCACAGGGAUGGAUAACUUAAGGUUUCUUAUGCUUAGAUUUAUACAUCUUGACGACAAGGCAAAUCUAGAGUAUCUUCCUGAUGCCCUUCAAUAUCUCUAUUGGCAUAGUUACCCUUUAAAAUCUUUGCCAUCAAAAUUUUUUCCAGACAAUCUUGUUGAGCUACAUAUGCCCUGGAGCAAACUCAAAAGACUUUGGAAUAAAGGCCAGAAUCCUAAGAACUUGAAAAGGAUAGAUCUUAGUUACUCCAUGGACCUGGUCGAUGUUGGAGAGCUGUCAAAUAGUGUAAACAUGGAGAGUAUAAAUCUUCAAGGCUGUAAAAGUUUGGUUCAAGUUCCGGAUUUGUCCAAGUGUGUAUACAUUAAGAGUAUAAAUCUCCUAGGCUGUGUAAGUUUGGUUCAAGUUCCGGACCUGUCAAAGAGUGUAAACAUUGAGAGUAUAAAUCUUCAAAGUUGUGCAGAUUUGGUUCAAGUUCCUUCAUACUUUCAGAAGUUUACCAAGCUUACUUAUCUGAAUUUGGGAUAUUGCUCGAAGAUUAGUUUUCUACCAAAGUUACCAAGCAAGCUGGAGUUCUUAGAUUUAAGUGAAACUGCAAUAGAAGAAUUGCCUCCAUCAAUUUUUUCUCUUGAGAAACUUGUUAAAUUGAAUCUUCAUUCCUGUAGCUCCAUUGAAAAUACUUUGAGCAGUCCAUGGAAGAUGAAAUCCCUCAAUUAUCUUUCGUUGAGAUACACAAAAAUAGAAACAGUGCCCUCGUCAGCAUUCAUGUGUAUGACUGGGAUCAUUUCACUUGACCUCAGUAAUUGUGAUCGCCUUGUCAGUCUCCCAACUGACAUUUGUAAGUUGAAAUCUCUUGAGAGACUUGAUCUCUCUGGUUGCUCUAGUUUCACAAACUUUCCGGAAAUUGCGGAGCCUAUGGAACAUCUGCAGUAUCUUAAUUUAAGUGGGACGAAAAUUGAAGAGCUGCCCUCAUCGGUUGGGAAUCUUGUCGGGCUUAAGACCUUAGAUUUAUCCUACUGCAGAAGCCUUGAAUUACUCCCAAACAGCUUCUACAAUUUAAACCUUCUCGAGUGGUUCUCACUUGAUGAAUGUGUCGAGCUAAAAAAAUUGCCUCUCUCGUUCAUUUUGUGCUCUUUGGUAAAUCUAAACCUCGGAAGCUGCAAAUUGUUAGAAGAAAUUCCCGAUUGCUUUACUAGCUUCCCCGCAUUGCAAGUCUUAAAUCUUAGCCAAACCAUGAUUGAGACCAUACCUCCCACCAUCAAACAAGUUUUAAGGCUCAAGUCUCUGAGACUUGUCCUGUGCAAGCGGCUUCAAUCUUUGCCAGUGCUCCCAUGUCUUCUAGAAAAGUUCGAUGCAACAGAGUGCAGGAGACUUGAGACAGUGCCAGUUUCAAUGACUGCACAGACACAAUGUUUUGAUCAAGUACUUUCUGGGAGGAGGACGGAGAGACAUACAUAUUCCGGUUGCGUUAAUUUGGAUAAAAAUGCAAGGAGCAACAUAAUGGAUGAUACACACUUCAGAAUUAUGAGAAUGGCAACUGCUUGUAAUCUUAAACGUUUAUCAUCUGGUAAAGUAGAGUUACUUUGUCCGGGAAAUGAAAUUCCAAAAUGGUUUAGCUGUCAAACGGAGGGAUCUUCAAUGAAUAUUAAGCUUCCUCUGCAUUGGUCCGAUAAUUCAAACUUCUUGGGUAUUGCUCUCUGCUCUGUUUCUGCAAUCCACGCAUAUUCUUACUCUCUUGGGUGUCAAUGUGAGAUGAUUCUCAAAACCAACAAUGGUGAAACCCAUAGUGACAAUUUUGGAACUACAGGGGACUUCGAGACUCGGUAUCCGAUGGCUGAAACAGAUCACGUUUUGGUGUGGUAUGAUACAGUCCAUGCAAUUUCAGAUGAAGCAAAAUGGUCUUUGGAAGCCUCUUUUGUCUUCUAUACAGACGUCGAUGAUAAACGGCGGAAUAACGUGAAAAGGUGUGGGGUCUGCUUUCUGUAUGCCCAAGGCCAAGAUGAUGAUGCUCUGAAAUUUGAAGUCAUUCGUCCAUAACAAGUUACAACAACUAGGAGACACGGCGGCCGCUUUGAGGAUGAAGCUAGUGGAAGUCAAAUGUCUGGUCACUUUGAUAGUGGAAGUGAAACUAAUGGUGAAUAUGAUAGUGGUGAAUAUUCUGUUCAAUGAAUGUUACAGUGAGUGUGAUAGUGGAAGUGAACGUUCUACUUAUCACUCUUGCGAUGAAGCUUCAAAAACCUGAAUCAAGGUUUUCAGAACUGUCACCUGGCAUUCAUGACUAUAUUUUUCUACAUUCUGUUUGUGUUGAUCUUCAUAACAUAUAGAGCGAAACAA
Rosa rugosa (rugosa rose) is the source of this 4406-nucleotide messenger RNA. RefSeq names its product disease resistance protein RUN1-like. The coding region runs from base 402 to 4109 and encodes 1235 amino acids. NCBI's taxonomy places the organism in Eukaryota, Viridiplantae, Streptophyta, Magnoliopsida, Rosales, Rosaceae. The record is from RefSeq and is a predicted model, not a curated record. Gene Ontology annotation, biological process: signal transduction; defense response. Gene Ontology annotation, molecular function: ADP binding; protein binding. The transcript has 6 exons.